Euleptes europaea (tarantolino) is the source of this 1998-nucleotide messenger RNA. It is a transcript of the gene DCAF15, whose product is annotated as DDB1 and CUL4 associated factor 15. NCBI's taxonomy places the organism in Eukaryota, Metazoa, Chordata, Lepidosauria, Squamata, Sphaerodactylidae. The coding region runs from base 6 to 1928 and encodes 640 amino acids. The record is from RefSeq and is a predicted model, not a curated record. The transcript is spliced from 13 exons. Gene Ontology annotation, biological process: protein ubiquitination. Gene Ontology annotation, cellular component: Cul4-RING E3 ubiquitin ligase complex.
GGAAAAUGGCGCCGAGCUCGAAAACGGAGCGGGGCGCCGCCGCCUCAGGGGGGAAGCGGGGCGCGUCCGAGUCGGGGCGCGGGGGGCGGCGGGAGCACGUGGUGAGGCAGCUGGAGCGCGUCAAGAUCAGCGGACAGCUCUCGCCUCGUCUUUUCCGUAAGCUUCCGCCCAGGGUUUGUGUCUCCUUGAAAAGCAUCGUGGACGAACAUUUCUUGUGUGCAGGGCACAUUUUCCUGGGCUUCUCUAAGUGUGGGAGAUAUGUGUUGUCCUACACCAGCAGCAGCGGCGAUGACGACUUCUCUUUCUACAUCUACCAUCUCUACUGGUGGGAAUUCAAUGUCCAUAGCAAGCUAAAAAUGGUGCGUCAGGUUCGGUUAUUCCAAGAUGAAGAAAUCUACAGCGAUCUGUACCUGACCGUAUGCGAAUGGCCCAGUGACUCCUCCAAGGUCAUCGUCUUUGGCUUCAACACCCGCUCAUCUAACGGCCUGCUCAUAAACAUGAUGAUGAGUGACGAAAACCAUCGGGACAUCUACAUUAGUACAGUGGCCAUGCCUCCUCUUGUGCACUGCGCCAGCUGCAGGGACAUGGCCCUUGCGCAUCAAGGUGACCCUAAUGCCAAAUGCUUGCAGCACGGCUUCAUGCUGCACACCAAGUACCAGGUGGUGUACCCCUUCCCCACAUUCCAGCCGGCGUUCCAGCUGAAGAAGGACCAAGUCGUGCUCCUCAAUACCAGCUAUUCUCUAGUGGCGUGUGCGGUUUCUGUGCAUACAUCAGACGACAGCGGCUUCUGCCAAAUCCUUUACGACAGAAGUCACCAGCCCCGGUCCUCUGCCAGCGAAGCCUGCCCUGCGGCCGUCCCCUCGCAGUGUUCCACCAGCCCAAAGGACGGGCUGGAAAGAGACAAUGGCCCUUGCCGGAGCGCAGCUUCCUCCCACCAAGCUGUACCGGAGCCUCUGCAGGAUGCAGAAAACCACGUCUCGCCCGCGGUAGCUCUCGCGAAGGAGUUUGUCGCAGAUAUCUUUCGAAGGGCUAAAGAAGCCAAAGGCCCUGCCCCGGUGGAAGAGGAAGCUGGCGGCGGGCCGGAACACCGUCUUGACUCAGGGGCUGCGGGCCAGGGUUCUUUAGCCUCUUGGGAUCUCGGGAGGAGUUCGGGAUCUUGUUUGCACAGCAGCGGCAUUCUCAGCUCUCAGUCUUCUGGGGCAGGGAGCGUUUCCGACACGGGGGGGUCGCCCAAGGAUUCCCCCGGCCUCGAGCUGGAAAGCGAGCCGGCCGAGCCGGGCUACGUGAACUAUACCAAACUGCGCUACGUUCUGGAGCCCGGCGACCUCUCGGAGGCAGAGGAUGAGUAUGAGGAUGACAAAAUCUCCUUGCCGUUUGUUGUGACGGACUUGCGAGGAAGGAACUUGAAGCUCCUAAAAGAGAGGGCUGUCUGUCAGGGCCAGUAUUUAACCGUGGAGCAGCUCACUCUGGAUUUCGAGUACGUCAUUAACGAAGUCAUCCGGAACGACGCCUCGUGGUCCAAGCAGUUUUGUUCCUUCAGCGACUAUGACAUUGUCAUCUUGGAGGUCUGUCCAGAAACCAACCAAGUGAUCAUCAAUAUUGGACUUUUGCUCCUAGCCUUCCCUUCCCCCGACGAGGAGGGACAGCUCCGGCCAAAGACCUAUCACACCAGCCUCAAAGUGGCAUGGGAUCUGAAUACGGGCGUCUUCGUCACCGUCAGUGUGGGGGAUCUCACGGAAGUCAAAGGACAGACCAGUGGCAGUGUCUGGAGCUCCUACCGCAAGAGUUGCGUGGACAUGGUGAUGAAGUGGCUGGUGCCCGAAAGCAGCGGCCGCUACGUCAACAGGAUGACCAACGAGGCCCUUCAUAAAGGCUGCUCCUUGAAAUUCCUCGCAGACAACGAACGCUACACGUGGAUCGUCUUGUGAAGCUCCAGUAGUGCAUUCCCUGCCAUAACUGCGUUGAAUUCAACUACCUCCGUGUUGGAAAGGUUUUUUU